AUGGCAGGACACGCCUUCGAGAACUGUAGCCCGGCUUAUGUGGACGGCAUCAAAGCCGGUGAUCGCACCGAGUUCCCCGAGACGCCCGCCUUCACCAAUGGGGUCGCUCCGUGCCGCUUUCAGGGGGACAUUGAAGAGCUCGAGGUGUUUGGGAACAUUCCAAAGUCCAUCCACGGCACAUAUUACAGCAUGGGCGUGGACAAGAGAUUCCCUCCGAUGCAUGAGGAUGAUAUCUUGUUUAAUGGUGACGGGAUUGUAGGGGCAUACUACAUCGCCAAUGGCCAUGUCGACUGGAAACGGCGCUACGUGAAGAAUGACCGUUAUAAGGCCGAGUCCAAGGCCCGUAGGAGCUUGUUUGGCAGGUAUCGCAACCCGUACACCGACGACCCGUCGGUCAAGGGGCUAAUCCGCACGACCUCCAACACCAACAUUGUCUUUUGGCGGGGCGUCAUGCUCGCGUGCAAGGAGGAUGGGCCGCCUUAUGCGCUCGAUCCGGAAACACUGGAGACCAUUGGGCGAUACGACUUUGACGGCCAGGUAGUAUCGCCGACCUUUACGGCUCACCCGAAGAUUGAUCCGGAGACGGGAAAUAUGUUGUGUUUUGGCUACGAGGCUGGCGGGAACGGCAAUGACUGCUCGAGAGAGAUUGUCUUUUAUGAAAUUGGGGCUGACGGCAAGAAGCUUACCGAGGUCUGGUUCGAGGCCCCGUUCUGCGGGUAUAUACACGACUUUGGCUUUACCAAGAACCACAUCAUCCUGCCGAUGACACCGUUGAAGGCGGAUCUGCAGCGCCUGCAGAAGAGCAAAGUACACUGGGCAUGGGAUCCCAAUGAAGACCAUUUCUUUGGCGUGGCACCGCGGAGGAGCCCCAAGAGGGAAGACAUGGUCUGGCUUCGGUCCGACAACUGCUUCCAGGGUCAUGUUGCCGGGGCGUACGAGAGCGAGGGUGGGGACCUGGUCUUUGAUUUGUCCAUGGCCGACGGGAACGUCUUCUUCUGGUUCCCCGAGGACGGAAAACCACCGGUGCCGCCGGGGCCGGGCUCCCCGCUCAGGUCACCAAUGACACGGUACACCUUCCCCGUCGCGAGGGACGGCCGGCUGGUUUCUCCCGAGAAGAGGAUCGCGCCGGCCUUCUCGUGCCAAACGUCGGUCGAGUUCUCCCGCAUCGACGACCGCUUCCAGGGCAAGGAGUACACACAGUUCUGGUCCCUCGGUAUGGACGGCUCCCGGCCGUACGACAUUGCUCGGUGCGGACCGCCUGCCGGAGGGCUCUUCAACCUCCUGGUCCACUACAACUGGAGUACCGACACCGAGAAGGUGUGGUGGCCUGGCCCCACGACGACGCUGCAGGAACCUUGUUUUGUGCCGCGUGACGUGGACGGGUCGCCCGAGGGCGACGGACACAUUGUCGUAGUCCUGAACCGCCUCGACCGGGGCAUCAACGAGCUCGCCGUCCUGGACGCACAGAAGGUUGGAGAAGGACCCGUCGCGCUGGUGCGGCUGCCGCUCAGGCCAAGGCUGGCGUUCCAUGGAAACUUUGUAGACCACAGGGACAUCGAGCGGUUUGAGAAGGAGAAGGAGAAGCUGAAGACAAAUGGGCCACCGGCUCCAUUACCUUGGCAGCAGAAGGGUUUGUGA
Molecule: messenger RNA, 1638 nt
Organism: Diaporthe amygdali
Lineage: Eukaryota; Fungi; Ascomycota; Sordariomycetes; Diaporthales; Diaporthaceae
Product: lignostilbene-dioxygenase isozyme iii
Exons: 1
Coding region: 1-1638 (545 amino acids)
Biological process (GO): carotene catabolic process
Molecular function (GO): carotenoid dioxygenase activity
Source: RefSeq, a predicted model, not a curated record